AUGCCCACUGUGCACCUACUGGACUACGUUGCGGGAAACAUCCGUUCCUUGGUCAAUGCGAUCAACCAAGUUGGUUACGAUGUUGAAUGGGUCAGAUCACCAGAGGAUGUGAGAACUGCAGAUAAACUGAUCCUCCCCGGUGUCGGCCACUUUGGCCACUGUCUUUCUCAAUUGGAUAAAGGUGGAUUCCUAGAGCCCAUCAGGCAGCACAUUGAAGCUGGAAAGCCGUUCAUGGGAAUCUGUGUUGGUUUGCAGGCUCUUUUUCAGGGCUCCGAGGAAGACAACGACGUCCCUGGACUUGGCGUGAUUCCCACUCGCAUUGAAAAGUUUAACGAUAGUUCCAAGAGUGUGCCGCACAUUGGAUGGAAUUCCGCGAUGAACACUGGGUCUGAUGCUGCGAAGGGGCAAAGCUUUUUUGGCCUGAGACCAACCAGCAAGUACUACUACGUCCACUCCUAUGCGGCCCCUUACAAGCCAGGUGCCCUGGAAAGUGAAGGCUGGUCCGUGGCUACGGCUACUUAUGGAGAAGAGGAAUUUAUUGGAGCUAUUAGUCGUGGUAACAUCUUCGGCACACAGUUCCACCCGGAAAAGAGUGGCUUGGCCGGUCUUCGCGCCAUUCGCGCAUUUUUGGAUGGCGAGCAAUUCCAGUCCCUCGCACAGGACCUGGUUGCUGGCAAAGAAAAUGGACUGACUCGUCGGGUCAUUGCCUGUCUUGAUGUUCGAACGAACGAUGCCGGUGACUUGGUUGUCACCAAGGGCGAUCAGUACGAUGUACGCGAAAAGGACGGAGCGGACGCCGGUGGUCACGUUCGAAACCUUGGAAAGCCUGUCGACAUGGCCAAGAAAUACUACGAGCAGGGGGCAGACGAAGUUACCUUUUUGAACAUUACCUCUUUCCGGAACUGCCCCAUCGCUGACACGCCUAUGCUUGAAAUUCUGCGACGUACAUCGGAAACUGUCUUUGUGCCUCUGACCAUUGGCGGGGGAAUUAAAGAUACCGUUGACACCGACGGAACACGGGUCCCUGCCCUGGACGUGGCGACGAUGUAUUUCAAGUCUGGCGCCGAUAAAGUCAGCGUCGGUUCCGAUGCUGUCUUUGCUGCCGAAGAUUAUUACAACGCCGGCGAAAAGCUGAGUGGUGAGACAGCCAUUGAGACCAUAUCUAACGCUUAUGGCAAGCAAGCUGUUGUAGUGAGCGUCGACCCAAAGAGGGUUUACGUUGAUAAGCCAGAGGACACCCACCACCACACACUUAGGACGCAAUUCCCUAACUCAUCGGGACAAAGCUACUGUUGGUACCAGUGCACCGUCAAAGGUGGCAGGGAAACUCGUGACAUGGAUGUGCGGCAACUUGUUAGGGCUGUUGAAGCCAUGGGUGCCGGCGAAAUUCUCCUGAACUGCAUCGAUAAGGAUGGAAGCAACAGUGGAUUCGAUCUGGAAUUAGUCAAUGACGUUAAGGCUGCAAUCAAGAUCCCCGUCAUUGCUUCAAGCGGAGCCGGAGUACCCGCACACUUCGCCGAGGUUUUCAACAAGACCACCACUGAUGCAGCACUCGGAGCUGGAAUGUUCCACCGCGGUGAAUUCACCGUGACUCAAGUGAAAGACCACCUUCAGACGGAGGGUUUCUUGGUUCGUCAAUUUGAGGCUGACAUCUGA
Messenger RNA from Penicillium antarcticum, 1656 nucleotides. Its product is annotated as imidazoleglycerol-phosphate synthase. Lineage: Eukaryota; Fungi; Ascomycota; Eurotiomycetes; Eurotiales; Aspergillaceae. The coding region runs from base 1 to 1656 and encodes 551 amino acids. Gene Ontology annotation, biological process: L-histidine biosynthetic process. Gene Ontology annotation, molecular function: oxo-acid-lyase activity; imidazoleglycerol-phosphate synthase activity. The transcript is spliced from 3 exons. The record is from RefSeq and is a predicted model, not a curated record.